Molecule: messenger RNA, 696 nt
Organism: Hyaloscypha bicolor E
Lineage: Eukaryota; Fungi; Ascomycota; Leotiomycetes; Helotiales; Hyaloscyphaceae
Exons: 5
Coding region: 1-696 (231 amino acids)
Source: RefSeq, a predicted model, not a curated record
AUGUAUACAUCUGUUUCAAAGAUUUUCGCCUUUGGCCUCUUGGUCUCUGCCCCAUUGGCCAAUGCCCUUGCCAUUCCUUCCCAAUCUCAGGACCUGGCCCGCUCUGCCGACUCCCUUGAGGCUCGCCAUCACACAGAAGCACAAAUUGCUGCAAGUUCUCUUACAUCUGUACAGGUUCAGAAUGGUUCUAAUAUCAAGCAGGCCAAGAAAGCAAAGGCUGCAAAGGGUGCCCGUGAUGUUGUCAUCGAGACCCGCCAUCACACUGAAGCUCAAAUCGCAGCCAAGAAGGCCAAGGCGGCCAAAUCUGGACUUUCUGUCGAGGAGCGUGAGCCUCAUCACACAGAAGCCCAGAUUGCUGCUAAGAAAGCCAAAGCCGCUAAGGCUGGACGCAGUGCCUUGACCGAAGAAGAGAUCGAGGAAGAUGAGGAUGACGCUCUCCUGACCAGCCUCGCUCCCGGUGGAGAGAUCAGAGCUCGCGAGGCUCACCAUACUGAGGCGCAAAUCGCAGCCAAGAAGGCAAAGGCAGCAAAGGCCGGACGAAGCGUUGAGGAGCGUGAAGCUCACCACACCGAAGCCCAGAUUGCUGCAAAGAAAGCAAAGGCUGCUAAGGCCGGACGAAGCGUUGAAGAGCGCGAGGCACACCACACUGAGGCGCAAAUCGCAGCCAAGAAAGCCAAGGCCGCCAAGUCUGGAUAG